Molecule: messenger RNA, 2948 nt
Organism: Nyctereutes procyonoides (raccoon dog)
Lineage: Eukaryota; Metazoa; Chordata; Mammalia; Carnivora; Canidae
Gene: FANCF
Product: FA complementation group F
Exons: 2
Coding region: 14-955 (313 amino acids)
Biological process (GO): interstrand cross-link repair
Cellular component (GO): Fanconi anaemia nuclear complex
Source: RefSeq, a predicted model, not a curated record
CGCGCGCGGCCGCAUGGAGUCGCUGCUGCAGCAGCUGGAGCGCUUCUCGGAGGUGCUGGCCGUGUCCCGCACGGCGGCGGUCAGCGCCUGGGGCCCCGCCGCCGUGCGCAGGGCCGUGCAGUGGGCUCGCUACCUGCGCCGCGCGCACGGCCGGCUCCGCGCGGCUCUGGAGGGGCGGCGGCGGGCGGGGCCGCGCCUCGGGGCCUGGUGCGGCCGCGACGUGGUGCUGUCGGCGCGCCUGCUGGGGAACCGCGCGCUCGGCGCCGCCGCGCACCGCUGCCUGCUGCGCCUGCUCUUCCCGGGCCCCGCCGCCCGCCUCGCCCGCCUCGCCCGCCGCCGCGCCGCCGUCCGCCUGCUGCUCCGCGGGGGCCCGGCCGAGGACGCGGCGCUGCGCGCGCAGGCGGAGCUGCUGCGGCGGCGGCUGCGCGACGGGCCGGCCGGCGGCCUCCUGGACGGGCUGUGGGCGCGCGCGCCGCGGGCCGCCUUCCUGCGCGCCACGGCGGCCGCGCUGCUGCUGGACCCCGCGGGCCCCGCGCCGGCCGAGCUGCUCCGCUGGCUGCUGGGCCGCGCCGACGCCCUGGCCGCGCUGUGCCGCGCCCUCCCCGCCGCGCGCCUGGCCGCGCUGGCCGCCCGCCACCCGGCGCUGCGCCGCGCCUACCUGCGCCAGCUCGCACGCUGGGGCUGCCGACUGCGCUACGACCUGCCCUCGGGCCGCUGGGAGGCCGCCGCGCCCGCGCACGUGUCCUGGGCCGAGCUGCGCGGCCGCUUCCUGAGCCUCGCGCGGGCGCCGCCGCCGCUCAAGGACGCCGCCCUGGCCGCGCUGGAGGCCUGGAGCGCGCGGGACGGCGCCUUCCGAGUGCGCGGCCUCAGCGUCUGGACCGACCUGCUGCUGGCGCUGGGCCCGGGGGCCGCGGCCCGCCCCGCACCUGCAGCCCCGCCGCGACCGACCGUCUAGGGGCUGCGUCCUCCUCGGGCGUGGCCCGGCCCGGCCCGGCCCGGCCCGCAGCCCCGAACACGCGCACUUAGCAAAGUGACUAUAAACACCUGGUUUUGUUUUUUGUUUGUUGUUUUUUUUUCUUUUGCUGCCGCCAUAUGCCUUAACUUCGUAGGUCUUCCCACCAGCACCUCCUCUCGGUACUGCUGCUUGUCACCUGCAACAGGUGCGCUCAAAAGAAACAGAGAAACAACACUUCGUUUGGAAAGCUAACCGGCCAGUUUGGAGUUUAAAGCUGGGAUUUUUGGCCUUUUUGACCCAACCUGUAUUAAAACAGCCUCCACAUGUGCUAAGAUUGCGUCGUUCAGUAAGUUUGUUUCUUAUUUAUUAUUUUUUAUUUUCUCUUUUGAAGGCAUUUUAUUUUUUUUUUUUAUUUAUGUACGAGAGACACCUGCAGAGGGAGAAGCAGGCCCCACGCGGGGAGCCCGACGCGGGACUCGAUCCCAGGACCCCAGGACCCCAGGACCACGCUCUGCGCCCAAGGCAGGCCCCGAGCCGCUGAGCCGCCCCGGGAUGCUCAGUUUGUUUCUUAUUUCUGCAGAUCACGACCCUCCCGAAAUCCAGAGACCAAAGAGUAUACAUACUUUUUUUUUUUUUUUUUUUUUUUUUUUUGACCAAACGGUACUUUUGUUUAUUCAUUUUUUCCCAAACGGUAUUUUAAAGCACGGACCUAAGAAUGAGGGAGAGAAAAAACUGCUUCGAGUAUAAUAAAUGGCAAACAUACACCCUUGGAUUCAGCAUUUGAUGGUAAAAGAAACCCCGCAUGGAUGGAAGGCUCAGAUUUUGGUGCUUCAGCCAUGGACUGGGUUAAUAAAUCACAAUCUUGGUGCUACAGUUGCCUCAUAUGUUGAAUGAAGUGUUUAAAAAUUGCCGAGUUUCCUCAUUUUUCCUCUCAUGCCUGCCCUGUAGGGACAGUUUAGAAUAUUUGAUGUGUGUGCUGGCUACUUACAAAUGUUCUGAUUCUAAUGGAAAAUGCCUAAGAUUUGGCUUUUGGAGAAUAAGGCCCAUGUAUGGUGUCAUAUCUAUGGUGUCGUAUGGUUUACAAAGUCUUAGGGUCACCAUCUAGCAGAGUCUCUGUGAGGCAGGGCAGUGUGCUGUGAGCUCUGGAUUGUAUUAGUUGAGACUCCAGAUUGAGUAUCAGGGUAGCAAUUUGUCCAGCAUUGUAUGGCUCCUACGUGGUGAAGCCAAUGUACCUGGAUCUUUUCUGACUUAAACUGCUCCACAGAUCUAGGUGAUUUUAGGUGAUUGUUGAUUUGAAAACCGAUAUUCAGUUGUAAGGUCUGCAUCAUCGUCGUAUACUCCAAACUACACAAGGCCUAGCACGUUGGGUAUAUGUAUCUACAUACAUUUUUAAUUGAAAUUCAAUUCAGUUAAUGUGUAUUAUUAGUUUCACGGGGAGGAUUUAGUGGUUCAUUAUUUGUGUAUAAACCGGGUGCUCCUUCCAUCAAUCGCCCUCCUUAAUGCCCAUCACCCAAUUACCCCAAACUCCCACCCACCCUCCCCUCCUCAGUUUGUUCCCUCCAUUUUUUCAAUGUUCUUUAAGUUUGGGUUAUUACCACCUGCUGUAACUGUUACUAUGUUAUUUCACUCUGAAUGAGAGUUUAUUCAUCCGCUAAGUGGAAAAAUGCUACCUUUUCUACUACUUAACAUAAUUAAAAGAUAAAAAUGAUAACGCGUAUGAAAGUGAUGUCAAGUUAUAAAUAGGCAUAUUCUCUUCUUUAGGUUGAUACACAUAAAUACAUAUCUGUAAAUUAUGAUCUACAUUUAACCCAUUAGAAUUUAUGAAAAGCAGCUAUACAUAAACAUAUAACAAGGACCAAGAAUGAAACUUAGAUUUGACCAUUAAAAUGAAUUUAAGAAUAAGAUGCGGUUAAAAUGAGGUUGAGAGUUUAAUGUAGUAAUACAUUUUGUUGUAUAAGUAAUAUGUUAACAAUAUUAAAGGAAUAUUCCGUCA